CGCCGCGUAUUUCAUCACCCUUUUUGUUCACUCUUGUACUACUACUUGUUUUUGUUCUUAUCUCCUCGCCUACUCUCUUCACCUCUAGUUUUCCUCUCUCCCACUUCGUUCCCCAUGGAUAAAGCUGCCAUGGCUUGAGCGCCAAUCUUGGUGGAAAUUGCACUAGUGUGCAGCUAGUGCCUAGUGCCGACGACGAGCUGAGAGUGGGGGUCAUGGAGCUCAAGUACCGGCCGGCCUUGUUCUCGAACGGCGGCGCGGCUGCCAAAAAGAUGAGGCCGGCGGAGGGUUUCGUGUACGUGUACCGGGAGUGCCUCAAGAACCACGCGGCCAGCCUGGGCGGGCACGCCAUCGACGGCUGCGGCGAGUUCAUGCCUUCGCCGGCGGCCAACCCAUCCAACCCCACCUCGCUCACGUGCGCCGCGUGCGGCUGCCACCGCAACUUCCAUCGCCGACUGCAGGGGGCGCCGCCCUCCCCGCCUCUCCUCGCGCUGCCCCCCGUGCCCACGCACGCGGCGCCGGAGGCUGCGCCGCGCCUCAUGCAGGCUGUCCAACCACAGCGCGGCGAGGAGACGCCGGAGAACAGGUUACCACUUCCCGGCGACGACUACUCGGAGGAUACGGACGAGGGGUCUGACUACGACGACGACGACGACUACGGCCGCCCUGCCUCGCCGUUGCCGGCACCAGACAUACCGCCGCCCCCGCCCGGAUACCUUUCUGCGACGCACAUGCUUCUCUCGCUGAGCACCGGCGCGCCAGGUUCCUCCCCGGCGGUGAUGGCGUCGAGACCCCCUGCCCCCGCCGCAGGACCGCCUGACGCGUCGGCGUCGGCGGCGCGAAAGCGGAUCCGCACCAAGUUCAGCCCGGAGCAGAAGCUGCAGAUGCAGGCGCUGUCGGAGAGGCUGGGGUGGCGGCUGCAGAAGAGCGACCAGGCGCUGGUCCAGGAGCGCUGCCGCGAGAUCGGCGUCGGCAAGGGCGUCUUCAAGGUCUGGAUGCACAACAACAAGCACAACUUCCUCGGCGGCCAAAGCGCCCGCCGCAGCGCCUCCCUCGCCGCCGCUACUCCGCAUCCUUCCAGCUACGCCGCUCCUUCGCCAGCACCUGCUAUCGUCUCGGCGCCGCCCAUCCAUGCUGGCUUCAACAUCAACGGCUUCUCCGCCUUCCCGGCCCCGGACCACCCCAGCAUCCAACCGGCGACGGCGAGUGCUGGCUCUGGCUCCGCGCAGUCGUCCUAGACACUAGUCUCAAUUAAGCUUUUUUCUUCUCUUUUCGUAGUAGCAUCUUGUCGAAUUAACCAACCAACCCUGAUGAGACCAGCUGGUUAGAACUGAUGAUUCAGAAAUGGGAGACUUUUGGGAUCUGACGAUGUUAAUGAGUAGCCAUGAGCUAGCGAGCUGUGCAUGAUGGAUGGAUCAUGAAUUUGCAAAUCCUCGUCCAAGGUGGGGUACUUUUCUAGGAUCUGACGCUGUUCUUGAACGACUAGAAAAAUUCAAGUGUCUAUUCUCUCUGUCUCUUGGCUAAUCAUUGUUUUGUUCUGUUCA
This is a messenger RNA of Lolium perenne, 1541 nucleotides long. RefSeq names its product zinc-finger homeodomain protein 10. The record is from RefSeq and is a predicted model, not a curated record. Lineage: Eukaryota; Viridiplantae; Streptophyta; Magnoliopsida; Poales; Poaceae. Gene Ontology annotation, cellular component: nucleus. Gene Ontology annotation, molecular function: transcription cis-regulatory region binding; DNA-binding transcription factor activity. Gene Ontology annotation, biological process: regulation of developmental process; regulation of DNA-templated transcription.